AUGCCCAAGAAACUCUCCAAGAACCCGCACGGCAGCAGCACGCCCUCGACCUCGACGACCAGCUCCUCCGUCGCCGCCCUCUCCCUCCCGCGCAUCCUCACCGACGGCCUGCCCGUGCCCGCCCUCGUCGUCUUCGACCUCGACUACACCCUCUGGCCCUUUUGGGUCGACACCCACGUCGCGCCCCCGCUCAAGGCCAACGCCGCCCACGCCGCCGUCGCCGACCGCCACGGCGAGUCCUUCGCCUUCUACCCGGACGUCCCCCGCGUCCUCUACACCCUGCCCCUCGCCGGCGUCCGCGUCGCCGUCGCCUCCCGCACCUCGGCCCCCGACCUCGCCCGCGACAUGCUCAAGCUGCUGCACGUGCCGCCGCCCGGCGCCGACGAGUUCGCCGCCGCCGCCGCCGCCGGCAAGAAGGACAAGGCCAAGAGGGCCCUCGACUGCUUCGACGGCCCCCUCGAGAUCUACCCGGGCAGCAAGAUCAAGCACUUUGAGACCAUUGCCCGCAAGACGGGCGUCGCCUACACCGACAUGCUCUUCUUCGACGACGAGAGCCGGAACCGCGAGACGGAGAGCCUCGGCGUGACGAUGCACCUCGUGCGCGACGGCGUCACCUGGGCCGAGAUGGAAAAGGGCGUCAUGGAGUGGCGCAAGAGGAGGGGAUACUUGGGAUAG
Colletotrichum graminicola M1.001 is the source of this 675-nucleotide messenger RNA. Its product is annotated as magnesium-dependent phosphatase-1. The record is from RefSeq and is a predicted model, not a curated record. Gene Ontology annotation, molecular function: acid phosphatase activity. The transcript has a single exon. Bases 1 to 675 code for a protein of 224 amino acids. Lineage: Eukaryota; Fungi; Ascomycota; Sordariomycetes; Glomerellales; Glomerellaceae.